CGGACAUAAGUGCUGUAAUUGCGUGAAUCGAGUAUAAGACGAUAAAAUCGGGAUCAAGUAAUCUGCCAUUUCGACAUGAAAGUGUUACGUUUUAGUUAACAAAAUAAUUAUAUUUAAAUAAAAUAAAGUAUUGAAUGAGCCCAAAGAAUAAAAUCAGAAAAUUCAAUAAGAAAAAUUUAUUGCUUUAAAAUAAAAAGUGUGUGUUAAAAGUUUGAGAAAAACAUGGUUAAAAUCGACGAUCCAUGUAGUGUUGACAGAGUUUCAGAUCAUAUUCAAACUUCAGUUCAAAUAACUCAUUUACAUUCACCACCGCCACAGGAACAACUUCAGCAGCCGCAGCAACAAGAUCUUCACCUGCAACAAUUGCAUUCUCACCAUCAAGCGUUGCUGGAUACCCAUCAGCAUUUGCAGCAAUUUUAUAAAAUGGCUCGCACUCCCCACUUAAAAUCAAGUUUCUCCAUUAACUCCAUACUACCGGAGACUGUGGAAGACAACAAUCCGAAUCAUCAGCAUCACUCCCAUCAUCAAAACCAAAACGAUCUCACAUCGUUCAAUCUCUGCGACGACACUGAUGGGCAAGAUGCCGACUCAGAUUUGGAUGUGACAAGCAUGUCACCGCCACCGCCUACCGACGGUAGUGAAUUGAGUAAUAGCACCGAAGGCUUAGUGAAUAACGUGCGCAACCAUCACCACGACGAUGAAGGUACUGAAAGUGAUCUCGAGGCUGGUUUGGAUCCCGAUGUAGUGGAUGACGAUGAGGAUUUAGAUGGAGAUGUAGAGGCCGAUAGAGAAGGAAUAGAGGAUGAAGGGGAAAAUAAAGAUGAAAAUAGUGAGAAACCGGUAACGGAUAAGAAAGGCAAUGAAAAGCCACCCUACAGUUAUAAUGCGCUAAUAAUGAUGGCCAUUAGACAAAGUCCCGAAAAACGUUUAACCCUUAACGGCAUCUAUGAAUACAUAAUGACUAACUUUCCCUACUACAGAGACAAUAAACAGGGGUGGCAGAACUCCAUACGUCACAAUCUUAGUUUAAACAAAUGUUUUGUCAAAGUUCCCCGUCACUAUGAUGACCCAGGCAAGGGCAAUUACUGGAUGCUAGACCCCUCUGCGGAUGAUGUAUUUAUAGGGGGGUCUACGGGUAAAUUGAGAAGGCGCACCACCGCCGCCUCAAGGUCAAGGCUAGCAGCAUUCAAACGUUCUCUGAUAGGGCCAAUGUUUACCGGCCUAGGUUAUCCACAAUUCAAUCAGUUCCUAUAUCCUCAGCAAGCGACAGCCUCUGGUGCUACUAACCCGAGUCUCCUAGCAAGUAUGUAUGGAAGAUACAAUCCUUUUGUGCCAAAGAAUACAACUUUACCUCCCUCGCCCUUCUCUGCCAGAGUUAAUAGUGCCAUGGCGGCUGCCAACUAUAGCAAUAUGGAGCGAUUACUCUCUGCCGCAGCCAUUCCCCCUCAGAGUCAUCCGGCUGCUGCCGCGGCUGCAGCUGCAGCAGCCGCCUCUAUGCCCACCUCCGAUCUUUACCAGCGUUUGCAAUAUCAACAGCUCCUGCAACAACAUGCAGCUGCUGCCGCCAUUGCGGCGCAUCAAAGACAUCAACACCAGCAGCAACAUCAACUAUCUGCUUUGCAUCACAUCAGCCCGCCUACUCACCCGCAUCAAGCUCCAUCAGCCGUCCAUCAACCACUGCAAGUAUUGACCCAUCUGGGCCAGCCUUCUUCGUCGCCUUCCCAUUCAAUAUCACCAUCGGCUGCAGCAGCCGUUUCACCACCUGCGCCUAUCUUAAAGUCAGUAACGGUAGUUUCACGCAAUAGCUGAGUUACUGUAAGUCUAACGCUACUUGUACGUUCGGCUAAUUUAAUAAGAUUGAGGUGUAAAUAUUUAUUGUGUGUAAUUUUGGAUUUGAGUUUAUCUAUUUAAACCAAAAAGACACAUAUUUUCUGAGUUCUACAGGAAUAAUUAAUACAUAUGUGUAUGUACAUAAUAGAGAGAUUUAUUGAUUUUCGCUGAAAAGGUCAAUUUUUAUAACCGAGCUAAAUUUGGCAUUAAAAUGUGCUUAAUUAUAAUAAAAAUAAAAUAAAUAUCCUUUUAAUAUUCAGAGAUAUAUACAUAUGUAUACCUACGAGAUAACAUUUAUAAAUUAUGUAGGUAUAUAUUCAUAUAUAAAAGUUUACAUUUUUGGGAAAUUGUUCAAUUCAGUUCGAUAUUCCCAUGAAUUAUGUGUAUAUUAAGAACAAUAUGUGUAUAUUGUUGCAUACGCCAAAAAGAUCAAAAAUCAUUUUCCGUAGUGGCUUCCAUAACAAACUGAGUUUAAUUAGAAACAAUUUUAAUAGAAAAUUGACAAGUACAAAGGUCGGUGUCUGAAUAUUAGAAAUCUGCAGUGUUUACUUUCUAAUUCAAUAAACUAAAGAAUUGUGUUUGUGAACAUAUCGCUCAUUUACAAGACUGAUAUAAACCAAAAUUCGAGUAUUUUGAUCUGAGUACUAGAAAAUGUGUUAUAUUAAAGUCAAUCAUAUAGAUUUUUGUUGUGAACGUCUAAACUAAAACCCUUGUUUGCACGUAGGUAUAUUUAAUAAAUACAAAUUUAGUAUAACAUAUUAACACCUGCCAAAUUUGCCAAAUCAAUUUCAAUUGAUGAAGAACUAAAUUAAAAUAAUUUUUUUGACUUUUUAACUCAAUUCCCCUAUAAAUAUUUAUAAUAUACAAAUAUUUUAUUGUAUUUUUUAUGAAUACGUUUAAUGAAACAAAUUAUAGUCCUGACAUUUUUAUACCCAUUUUCAGAAACGAUGUUCCACGAAUAUUAUUUCCACUAUUAAAUCUCGUUUCAGCAGAACAGGCCAUUUGAUGAUUUUAACACAGACUUGUCAUAGGAGGGAUGUCCCUUUUAUUUCAUUACAAAUUCACUAUAUCCGAGGUCAUUCUCAAGAAGUAAUUUUUAUGAAAUACAUCUAAUUUGACAUAAAUAAUAUUAAUAAUCUAUUUGCUGGGUUAUUAUUUCGAAAUGUGGCUUGGAGUCAUUAAUUUUAAAGAAAGAUUGAAAUGAGAAUCGUGGUUAUCAUAGAACCUAAUCAAUGUUGGGAGUGGUUUUAAAAACGACAACAAAAUACAUUGGUCUUACGAAGUCCAAUUUAAUUGGUUUUUUGUUCGAAAUAAAAUAAAUUUUUUUUAUCGAAUAAAACAUUAUGACAUUGGAUUUUAUGAGACCAAUGAAUUUGUGUAUUAUUUUCCAAUUCCGAUAAUCAUUUGAUUGAUUUAAAAUACAUUUUUAUAAAUUUUUAAAAUCAGUACUAUCAUUUUAUACAUCUUUGUGUGUAAAUAUAUUAAGAACUUUUAGAAUAAUUGAUUUUAAAAAGCCAAACAAUUAGCCAACUCAUUAGUUUAUCACUAAAAAAUCGCAUAUCGUCGAAUAUAAUUUUUCGUCGCCAAACACUUUAAAAAAUCGCCCCGUUUGGCCAGAAAACGCCACAUCUGACAGCCCUGCCUAAAACCUGCAAGUUCCGCCAAAGAGAAAACAAUUUUAAUUUCUCAAUUUCGUUGUCUCCUGGAAACUUGGCAAGUAAGGGGACACAACUGUUCAUACUGUUUUACUCAAAAUGAUUUUUUUAGUAAAAUUUAAGUCUUGUAGUAAAUGAGCAAUAUGCACAUUGGGAUGUCAUUCUUUCUAGGAUGCAUAUUAAUCUACUAAAUACGAGAAAAUAAAAAAAAUUUUGGAAAAGGGCAUCUGUUCCCUACCAGCGAUUGAAAAUCUUGAUCUCAGUACAACAUGUUAAAAAAUUGUUUGCAAUCUUUUCAAAAAAAUUCCGUUAUUUUGUGGUCCUCAAAAUCUAAAAAAAUUCCAAAAUUGACCAAACCAAAUCCCUAACAAUUUUUCAAAUAUUUUUCUGUGUAAUCUUGACUUAAUUUAGACACCUAUAUCGAUAUAAAGCUAAAAUAAUAUACCUCUUAAACCCACUAAAAAUCACUUUGUGGAACAAAGAUACUGUAAAGAAAUUAUGCAAUUACUUUUUCCACAAUCAGAUCGUGUUUCUCGUGUUCAGUACAUUUAUACAUACAUACGUAUCGAUUGAGAGGUAUUCCUGCAUGACUUUCUUAUUAAAGCUGUUCUUCGGGUUUUAAACGAUUAAAAGUUUAUUUAAUGUACAUAUAUGUAUAUGAAGUCGUAUAUCUAUUGUAUAUUUAAUACAAUAGUAAAACAUAUUUUUCGUACAUAUUUAUGUACAUGCCAUACAUGAAACACGGCGCAGCCUUAAUAAUAUUCUUUCCAUUAAUUAUGGUUUUUUUAAAGAAAUUUUUUCUUAGAUUAUUUAAAUUUUUGGCACAGUAUACGGAGCCAUUUUCAUAUUUCCGUUCUUCAGCGUAUUUACUUUGAAAAUCUCGCGAUACAAUUUGCGUACUUUGAUUUUUUAAAAGUGAUACUAUUUGACCAAGUGUGUAAGUUUUUCCCCUUAUUAAAACUAUUUUUAGUUUAUCAACAGUUUUAAGAAAAAUUAUCAAUUUUACAUACAUAUUAUAUUUACAUACAUAUUAUGUUGCAAACUGCAGGAUAUACCUUUCACAAGUUUGGGUUCAAUAGAUUUAACGAUUUACCAAAAUAUUUUCGGAUUGAAAAACUAUGCAAUAGUCUAAUAAGUAAUUUUUCAAAAUACCGAUGUUGAAACUGAUAUUUAAGCGAACAUUUUAUAAAUUAUCACAAAUUGCCAAGAAAAUCAAUCAAUCUCUCAAUUUUUUAUUUGGAUUAAAAACAAAAUUGAAAAAUAAAAUAAAAAAAUUUAAGUGAUACUGUAAUUGUAUAAUAUGUAGAAAAUAAUUAUGAAUGUAGUUUAAAUAAAUUUUUAGUUACUUAAGUGUUUAUAUUUAUUAAUUUUAAUAAAAAAUACAUAAAAAUAA
This is a messenger RNA of Lucilia sericata (common green bottle fly), 4878 nucleotides long. RefSeq names its product fork head domain transcription factor slp2 (gene slp2). Gene Ontology annotation, molecular function: sequence-specific double-stranded DNA binding; DNA-binding transcription factor activity. The transcript has a single exon. Gene Ontology annotation, cellular component: nucleus. The record is from RefSeq and is a predicted model, not a curated record. Lineage: Eukaryota; Metazoa; Arthropoda; Insecta; Diptera; Calliphoridae. Bases 223 to 1809 code for a protein of 528 amino acids. Gene Ontology annotation, biological process: regulation of transcription by RNA polymerase II.